Molecule: messenger RNA, 4319 nt
Organism: Phoenix dactylifera (date palm)
Lineage: Eukaryota; Viridiplantae; Streptophyta; Magnoliopsida; Arecales; Arecaceae
Gene: SLG1
Product: Tetratricopeptide repeat (TPR)-like superfamily protein
Biological process (GO): RNA modification
Molecular function (GO): protein binding; RNA binding
Source: RefSeq, a predicted model, not a curated record
UACCUCCAUCCAUCCUUUUGGCUUUGUUGGUUUAGAAAUAAGAAAAAUGACAAUAUCUGAAGUUAUAUCUAUAAAAAUAGCUUUUUCUGAUGUAAUAUAAAUAGUUACCACAAACUAUUCUAAUUUUUGUUGGCCACAGUUUUAGAAUAACUUUUGCAUGAAGGCCAUAAAAAAACAUAAAACUAAGAAUAAAUAAUUAGAAGCAGAAGGAAAAAAGUAUAAAUAAUUAGAAACAACUUAUGACAACCUUCCGAUGAAAUCGACGUGCAUGCUAUGAGCAAGUUUGACGAGCAUAAUAAUUCUUGGAUUAUGCCUUCCCCACAAAGAAUAUUUGGCAAGUACCAGGUUUUUUCCAAUCCUCGUAUCUGCUUCAUUCCCGGACAGAACGCCGUCUCAUGGAUGCAAACACGUUCAAUUAAAACUUGUUUCAGAUAUCGCAAACAAAGAUCGAGAUCCGUUAACAAACGCAUCUCAGCAAAGAUAUCUUAUAUCUUAGAUGGAGUCAGGCCUGCAACUUUGCCACCCAAGCCACAGACCUCUCUCUUGUGCUCACUUGCCAGCUGUAGCGAACAAGGCCAUCAAGUUAGCGCCUAUGAGCUGCUUGAUGAAAUGCUUGUACCAGACUACAAAUCAUGUAAUACCAUGAUCAAGAACUACACCACCGACCACCAAUACCUCAAGGCACUGUCAGUAUUCAAAUGGAUGCAGAACGCCAGAUUGAGACCAGAUAGCUUUGCGCUUGCAGCGGUUGUGAAAUCCUCGGGGGCAAUACAUGAUGCUGGACUUGGAGCAACACUCCAUGCAUUUGCUGUUAGGGGAGGUUUUUUGACAUUUGUGGCAGUCGAGAAGGCGCUAAUGGACAUGUAUGCUAGAUUUGACAUGCUGAGUGAGUCUUGUCAGGUUUUCAGGGAGAUGCGUUGGAGAGAUUCGGUCGCUUGGAACGUCCUAUUGUCGGGCUAUGCUCGUGCCCGGCUUUAUGGUGAUGCAAUGGAUUUGUUCCAUGCAAUGGGUGAUGAGGAAGUUAAGCCUACUGCAGUAACCAUGGCAGUCAUUCUUCCCAUUUGCGCAAAACUAAAAAUUCUGAAGGCGGGGCAAAGCGUCCAUGCUUUUGUUAUCAAGAUGGGAUUGGAUUCAGAUACUCUAGUCGGAAAUGCACUUAUAUCGAUGUAUGCGAAGUGUGGUAGUAUCAUUAAUGAUGCCUUUAGGACAUUCUGUCUCAUUGCUUGGAAGGAUGUUAUCUCAUGGAAUUCAAUGAUUGCUGGGUACUGCGAUGGUAGUUUCUUUGGUGAAGCCUUUGAAUUGUUUUGUCGGAUGCUAUUGUCAGGUUGGCAGCCUAAUUAUGCUACAGUUGCUAAUAUUCUUCCCAUCUGUGCAUCUGUGGAAGAUGGGUGGUGCUAUGGAAGAGAACUCCAUUGUUAUGCACUGCGGUGUGGCUUGGAGGUGGAACUUGCUGUCUGUAAUGCACUUUUGACUCAUUACUCGAAGGUGGGAGACAUGAAAGCAGUUGAAUCGAUCUUCAAGCAAAUGCAUUCAAGGGAUUUAGUAACAUGGAACACUGUAAUUGCUGGGUAUGCUUUGAAUGGAUGGCUCUCAAGGGCAAUAAAUUUGUUUCAUGAAUUGCUGUCUAGUGAAAUAAAACCCGAUUCGAUCACUCUCAUUGGUGUGCUUCCUGUGUGUGCUCAACUAAAUGAUGUACGAGAGGGAAAGAAGAUCCAUGGUUACAUAUUGCGGCAUCUUUUGCUCUGCCAAGAAGCAUCCACAGGAAAUGCACUUAUUAGCUUCUACGGGAAGUGUGGCGAACUAGACAAUGCACUGAAGACUUUUAAGGGGAUUCCAGAGAGGGAUUUGAUAUCAUGGAAUGCAAUGCUUUCAGCUUAUGCUGAUAAUGAACAAUGGGAGAAAUUUGUGGACCUGUUGAAUCAAAUGAAUCUCAAAGGAAUUCAACCUGACCCCGUAACUACUUUAAGUGUGCUUCAGGUAAGUGCUUUCUAUGGCAUAAAAAAGGUUAGAGAAGCCCAUGCUUAUUCCCUUCGAGCUGGCUUCACAAGCCAAAUGACUGUUGGGAAUGCAAUACUUGAUGCAUAUGCAAAGUGUGGGAGCACUGAUGAUGCAUUCAGAAUGUUCAGGAGCUUGACAGGAAGGAAUGUGAUCACAGGCAAUACAAUGAUCUCUGGCUAUCUGAAGCAUGGUUGCCGGGAGGAUGCUGAGAUGAUCUUUGGCCAGAUGUGUGAGAGAGAUGUAACCACCUGGAAUUUGAUGAUCCAAGUUUAUGCUCAGAAUGAUUGCAUAGAUCGUGCUUUUGGUCUUUUUCAUGAGUUGCAGCACGAAAGAAUGAAGCCUGAUAAUGUUGGUAUGAUGAGCAUCCUUGCAGCUUGUGCACGUCUGGCUUCUGUUCACUUGGUAAGGCAGUGCCAUGGCUACAUAAUCCGUGCUUCUCUUGGAGACGAUCACCUGGAAGGAGCUCUCCUCGACUCGUAUGCAAAAUGUGGAAGCAUAAAUGAUGCUUACAAACUCUUUCGAACGAGCUAUCAGAAAGACCUAGUCACAUAUACUGCUAUGCUUGGUGGCUAUGCAAUGCAUGGUAUGGCACAAGAGGCACUUGGGGUGUACUCUCAGAUGGUUGAAUUGGAUAUAAAGCUAGAUCAUGUUAUCAUAACUUCCCUUCUUUCAGCCUGCAGUCAUGCUGGGCUGGUAGAUGAAGGGUGGAAGCUCUUCAAAUCCAUUAGUAAGAAUCAUGGCAUUGAACCCACGAUGGAGCACUAUGCCUGUAUGGUGGAUCUUCUUGCUCGAAGAGGGCGCUUCAGGGAAGCAUACGAUUUCAUUAAGGAUAUGCCCUGUGAAGCUAAUGGCAAUUUAUGGGGUACACUGCUUGGAGCCUGUAAGACUUACGGAGAGGUGGAAGUUGGGCGACUGGUUGCAGAUCAUUUGUUUGAUGUUGACACUGGGAAUAUUGGAAACUAUGUGGUAAUGUCAAACAUUUAUGCUGCAGAUGGGAGGUGGGAUGGUGUUGAGCAGGUCCGUAGACUAAUGAAGGCCAAGGAUCUGAAAAAGCCAGCCGGAUGUAGCUGGAUCGAGGUUGAGAGAAUGAGACAUGUGUUUGUGGCCGGUGAUCUUUCUCAUCCAUUGAGACUUAUUAUUCGCAGUACGUUGAGGACUUUGGAUCGACAAAUCAAAGACCCACUGGGUCAGAGUAAAUGAUGACGGCAAGUCCUUCUAAGCAAAUCAGCAGAUUUGCCUUCAGCAGAAGCCUCUACAUCAAUGGAAGAUUUUCGUAAGAGACCUUAUAAAGGGGCCUCUGAGCCAACAAAUGGCAUCAUAAAAUUUUUCUGACAGGGAUUAUAUCUGCAAACAUUCUCAAGAAAAAGCCUUCUAUUAUGCCAGCCCCAGAAAAAAUGACUUUACAGGAGCACAUGAUUACUAUGAUCUGUAGAUCGUCGAUGAGUUCCGCAAAAGUAACCAAAAGAUAGCUCAGUCAUAGGAGCAACCGAAGCUCCUAUGACUGCAGAACAUCUCGUCAUUUGUUAUGCAGUUUCAUAUGGUGAUAAUCUUCCAAGGUUGGAAGAUUAUGCCUGCAGAACAUCUCGUCAUUUGUUAUGCAGUUUCAUAUGGUGAUAGCCAAUCAAGAAACAGUUUCAGAGAAGGUUGUCUUUUGAUAUGGUGGUUCCUGAAAUAAACUCUGAAAUCCAAGCCAUCCACAGAAAAUGGGUAUGAUAUCUUGGUUGAAGCCAAACAUAAAUUUCAGAAAGGAAGUGGCUCAAACUACAACCAUACUUUCAGCGCAGUUCAAGACAGCUGAAGACAGUAAUGACAGAAGCACUAGGGGAAAGCUGAACUUUCAACAACCACAUGCAAGACAAUUUCAAACCCAUCCUCGCCAGCCAAAAUUGAAUUCACCCAGUGUAAGGUAGCUGAUUUUGAUGUGUCCGGAGAAGGAUAGUGCAAGGUGAUGGAACUAUUACUGUGAUACGUGGAACAAAUGUUUAAGAAAGCAAAACAUUUUUAGCCUGAAAUUUGAUGGCAAAGAAAUUUCAAACAUGUGAGGUAUGCUAUAGCAGAGGUGAUUAUUUUAAAGAAAGGGGGGCAAUUGACAUAGAAGAAUGUGGGUAUAGGAAAUUUCUUAAAGCUGACUUGGUGAACCUUCAAAUAUACAAAAUUUGAGGCAAUAUGAGCUUGGGGACAGCAGCAAAGACAAAGUAGCCGAUGUUUUUUCUUUUCUUUUUUACUUUUGAUACCUGAAUUCAUGCAAUCAAAUUAUAAAGGUUGUAAAAAAACGGGUGAUUGAGAAAAUAUGAACUCUAAAGCAGAUUGAUAUGUUACCA